Molecule: messenger RNA, 2026 nt
Organism: Durio zibethinus
Lineage: Eukaryota; Viridiplantae; Streptophyta; Magnoliopsida; Malvales; Malvaceae
Product: putative inactive purple acid phosphatase 27
Molecular function (GO): acid phosphatase activity; metal ion binding
Source: RefSeq, a predicted model, not a curated record
UUCGUCCAACCUUGGAAUCCUCGAAAUGACAGAAACAAAGCUAGAAAAUUAAGAUAUAAAAACCAACAAAAUCCAAGACUUUAUUUUGAAGUCGGCUGCCUUGGUAUCACAAAUGGACCAACGUUUAACACACCACGCAUACAAAUUAUCCUUCAUUCUACUCAUUUUUUUCCUUGCUUUUCCUCCUUCUUCGUCCCAACUGCACCCUUUGGUCGCCAACUCGACGUUUCUUCACCUCAACUACACUGCAAUAUCUGAUUUCCGUGUGCUCAAUCGAAGAACUUUACUUCAAUGUCCUGAUCCUAACCCUUAUCUCCAAAUUAAUGUUACCAACAACGCUGACCUCUCUGAUGAAGAGUUUGUCACUGUCAAUGUUAGCGGGGUUUUGCUUCCUUCGGAAAGUGAUUGGGUUGCCAUGAUCUCACCUUCCAAUUCUGAUGUGACUACCUGUCCUGGAAGUGAGGCUUACUAUUUACAGACUGGUGAUACAAGCGCUCUUCCUCUCCUCUGCCAUUAUCCUGUUAAGGCAAAGUAUAUGAGCAGUGAUCCAGACUAUCUAAGUUGCAAGAAGCAAGAAUGCCAGAAAUAUGGCAACGACGGUAGUUGUGAGGUCACAACUUGCAGUGGCUCCGUAACUUUUCAUGUCGUUAACAUCAGAACUGACAUCGAAUUCGUGUUCUUUACUGGUGGAUUCACAACGCCUUGCAUUUUGACUAGGACCGACGCUCCUUUAAAAUUUUCUAAUCCUAAUUCGCCAUUGUAUGGACAUAUCUCAAGCAUGGAUUCCACUGGGACAUCGAUGAGAUUAACAUGGGUUAGCGGGGAUAAGGAACCUCAACAAGUUAAGUAUGGAGAUGGAAAAUCACAGGCAUCAGAAGUUACAACAUUUUCAUCUGAUGAUAUGUGCAGUUCUAUUGUACCAAGUCCAGCAAAGGAUUUUGGAUGGCAUGACCCUGGUUACAUCCACACAGCAGUGAUGACAGGAUUGCAGCCUUCAAGCACCUUCUACUACAAAUAUGGAAGUGAUUCAGUUGGAUGGAGUGAUCAAAUUGAAUUCCGGACACCACCGGCUGGAGGAUCAGAUGAACUCAAAUUUCUUGUAUUUGGUGAUAUGGGAAAGGCUCCACUUGAUUCUUCUGCAGAGCACUACAUUCAGCCAGGAUCAAUUUCAGUAGUAAAAGGAAUGGUUGAAGAAGUGGCAAAUGGCAAUGUAGAUUCCAUUUUUCACAUUGGAGACAUAAGCUACGCAACUGGCUUCUUAGUUGAAUGGGAGUUCUUCCUCCACCUUAUAAGCCCUGUGGCUUCUCAAGUUACUUACAUGACGGCAAUUGGAAAUCAUGAGAGGGAUUAUGUAGACUCAGGGUCAUGGUACUCAGGUCCAGACUCAGGAGGGGAAUGUGGAGUUCCUUAUGAGACUUAUUUUCCAAUGCCAACCCCGGCAAAGGAUAAGCCAUGGUACUCCAUAGAGCAAGGCAGUGUUCACUUCACAGUCAUUUCAACAGAACAUGACUGGACAGAACAGUCUGAACAGUAUCAAUGGAUGAAGACGGACAUGGCUUCAGUUGAUCGAUCAAAAACACCUUGGUUAAUUUUUACUGGGCACAGGCCCAUGUACAGUACUCUAGGCGCUGAUGAUAAAUUUCUGAAAAUCGUGGAACCCCUUCUCCUGAAUAACAAGGUUGAUCUGGUCCUUUUUGGCCAUGUACAUAAUUAUGAGAGAACAUGUUCGGUCUAUAAUUCUGAAUGUCUGGCAAUGCCAACGAAAGAUGAAAAUGGAAUAGACACGUAUGACAAUAGCAACUACACUGCACCUGUGCAAGCUAUUGUUGGAAUGGCCGGCUUCAGUCUCGACAAAUUUCCUGAUGAUGCGGCUAGUUGGAGUUUGUCGAGGAUUUCUAAAUUUGGCUAUGUUAGAGCACAUGCAACAAGGGAUGAGCUGAAAUUAGAGUUUGUGAAUUCAGAUACCAAAGAAAUUGAGGACAGCUUCCGCAUCACCAAAAAGCAAAGUAGCCUGAGAGCAAGAUAA